Molecule: messenger RNA, 1621 nt
Organism: Capsaspora owczarzaki ATCC 30864
Lineage: Eukaryota; Filasterea; Ministeriida; Capsasporidae
Exons: 1
Molecular function (GO): catalytic activity
Source: RefSeq, a predicted model, not a curated record
AUGACCAGCCUUCUCUUCGCAACUCUAAAUGCGCGCUCCCUCUCUGUAGGGGGCAAUGCGCCCCUCCCCUUCUUCUCCUCCUCCUCCGCCUCUCUCAUCCAUGCACUCUCCAAUCCGGCCACCACCUACAACGGCCGCCCAACUCCUCCAACCGUCAUCCUGCUUCAGGAAACCUGGCUCACGCCAGCGACCGAAGCAGCCGCCUCCAACCUCUUCCGCGACUACACAUGCUUCUGGAGCUCCGAGCCGGAACCCAAGCACGGGGUCGGCAUCCUCAUCAGGAAGCCGGCACCGGGCGACACCGACCCCGCACUCUCGAGCCCAACACUACUCAGCUCCAUCCCAGGGCGAGCCCUCAUCAUCACAGCAAACCUCAACAGCAAGCCAACCAUCAUCUCAUCAAUCUCCGCCCCGGCAUCUGGCUCACAAGCUGACAAAGUGGGGUUCCUGGACCAACUCAGCGACCUCAUCAAGUCAGCCACCCAGCCAAACGACGACGAGCCAACACUGCCCGCCAUCAUUGGCGGCGACUUCAACAACACACCAAACAUUAGCCACCUGUACGUCCAACCAGAGCCAAGCCAAGAGGCUAGGAGCACCACACAGGCAAACCACGCUCUCAAGGACUUCAUCAACAAGCACGCACUCGAGGAUGCCUGGCUGCUCAACCACCGCGCCGAUGACCCUGUCGAAUACACACGAUGGCCGAGCAAGAACCAGACACACCGAGCCUCCCGCAUCGACCUCAUGCUCCUGUCAUCCAACCUCCCGCUCACGAUCAAGUCGACUGCGACCAGGAUUUACCAGCACUCGGACCAUCGAGGCGUCUGUGUAAACCUAGUGGCGCCGUCCGCGGAAGACAGAUGCACGCCACCCUUCAAGCUGAACGACACCAUUCUCGAACACGCUGGCUUCUGCGGCAUGGUCCUCAACGAGAUAGCAGAGCUGGCGCGCCGCCCCGACCCCGAGAACCACUGGACUGCUUUCAAGGCCGACGUAGCAUGGCUAGCCCAGUGCCUGUGCGGCUCCAUUGCGAAAGACCGGGCGAAGGCUCUGGCCCAAGCGAGCCGCAAGCUCAAAAUCAUCGAAGGCAACCUCCUCGCAGCAACAUCCCCCGCAGAGGCAAAACUGCUUGCAGCCGAACGAGCGGAGCAGGAAGCCCGUGUCAAAGCUGAGCUCGAGCAUCGCGCGCAAGGAGCACGAGUCCGCUCGGCCAAAAAGUGGCGCACCGAGGGCGAACACCCCACCUCCUUCUACUUCUCGCUCGAAAAGCAGUCCCAAAAGGCGACGCACAUCCCAAUGCUCCUCGUCGACGGCAAAGAAGUCACCGAUGCGGCCGGCAUCACGGACGCCCAGCGAGAUUUCUACGCCAAGCUCUAUGCGCACGUACCCAUUGACCCAGCAGCUGCCCGGCACAUCCUCAGCCAUGCAAAGCCCAACGAGAUGCUCGACGACGAGGACCACGAGUUGAUGAGCAGACCGCUGGAGGCAUGGGGAGAUCGUCCACGCCAUCAACAAAACUGCAUCUGGCAAGUCCCCAGGGCCCGGACGGGCUGGGGCACUGCGUUCUACAAAAAGUUCAAGCACGAGCUGGGCCCCAUCCUCGCCGCCAUCGCCACCG